Carlito syrichta (Philippine tarsier) is the source of this 1110-nucleotide messenger RNA. It is a transcript of the gene PAFAH2, whose product is annotated as platelet activating factor acetylhydrolase 2. The record is from RefSeq and is a predicted model, not a curated record. NCBI's taxonomy places the organism in Eukaryota, Metazoa, Chordata, Mammalia, Primates, Tarsiidae. Bases 28 to 1110 code for a protein of 360 amino acids. The transcript has 9 exons. Gene Ontology annotation, molecular function: 1-alkyl-2-acetylglycerophosphocholine esterase activity.
AGAGGCGGGAAGUGCUUCUCAGCGCCCAUGUUGAACCUUGGAAACUACAACUUCCAAAGGGCCACUGGCUCCUGGGAGUUUUCUCGUUUCCACCGAGUUAAACGUCAGGGGCUGCUUCUGAGGGAUCAACUUGACUGGCCAUCGAGCUCUGCUAAGUCAUUUGAUUCGCCUGGUGAUGAAAUGGGGGCCAACCAGUCAGUGGGCUUUCCACCUGUCACGGGACCCCACCUCGUAGGCUGUGGAGAUGUGAUGGAGGGUCAGAGCCUCCAGGGGAGCUUCUUUCGACUCUUCUAUCCCUGCCAAGAGGUGGAGGAGACCACGGAGCAGCCCCUGUGGAUUCCCCGCUAUGAGUACUGCACUGGCCUGGCCGAUUACCUGCAGUUUAAUAAGCGCUGGGGGGGGUUGCUGUUCAGCCUGGCUGUGGGAUCUUGUCGCAUACCUGUUAGCUGGAAUGGCCCCUUUAAGACAAAGGACUCUGGAUACCCCUUGAUCAUCUUCUCCCAUGGCCUGGGAGCCUUCAGGACGUUGUACUCAGCCUUCUGCAUGGAGCUGGCUUCCCAUGGCUUUGUGGUUGCUGUGCCAGAGCACAGGGACCAGUCAGCUGCAACCACCUAUUUCUGCAAGCAGAACUCAGAAGAGAACCAGCCCACCGAGUCACUGGAGGAGGAAUGGAUCCCUUUUCGUCGAAUUGAGGAAGGGGAGAAGGAAUUUCAUGUUAGGAAUCCCCAAGUGCAUCAGCGGGUGAGUGAGUGUUUGCGGGUAUUGACGAUUCUGCAAGAGGUUACUUCUGGGAAGACUAUCUUUAACAUCUUGCCUGGUGGGUUGGACCUGAUGACCUUGAAGGGCAGCAUUGACAUGAGCCGUGUAGCUAUGAUGGGACAUUCAUUUGGAGGGGCCACAGCUAUUCUGGCUUUGGCCAAGGAGACCCAAUUUCGGUGUGCUGUUGCUCUGGAUGCUUGGAUGUUUCCUCUAGAACAUGACUUUUACCCCAAGGCCCGAGGCCCUGUGUUUUUUAUCAAUGCUGAGAAGUUCCAGACAAUGGAGAGUGUCAACUUGAUGAAGAAGAUAUGUGCCCAGCAUGAUCAAUCCAGGAUUAUAACUGUCCUGUGA